AUGGAAAAGCUGUAUCAGUACGGGGUUUCUUUGAUCAGCUCUAGGGAUGACGAGUAUAGUGACUCCGAGAUAGCGCCCAUGCACAGCGACUCUGAGCGUGCUCCGCGCAGAGGAGAUCAUGAAAAUCGCCGCCGGGCACACAGCUCACAUCGACCUUCGUCACACAUGUCCAUCUCUGUGAGCUCGCGCGGGUGUCGUAGGCCGGAUGGUAGACCUUACGAGACACGCUCCCCGUCUACCCCACCAAAUUCCGAGUCUUUGAGUGCCCUGGAACACGCGAAUAUCGAGCUCAGGGCAAGAUUGGAAAAGACAGAGGGCGAUCUCGCGGCUGAGAGAAGUCUUCAUGAGCAGACCAGGAAGGAACAGGGAGUUCUGAGGCAAAGCCUGGACGACGGAAAGGUCGAACUUAAGCAGAUGGAAAAUGAUAAGGAGAGAUGGAAGCGAAUGGCAGGGGACCGAAAAAAGCAGCUCAGAGAAACCACCCGUGAGCUGAAUCGAUUCAUUAGCAGCACACAGGGCUUUAGCAAGAUGGAUGACAGUGAGUUCCAUAAUAAAGCCGAGCAGCUGCGAGGCGAUAUUCGGAACAUUACGUUAUGUCACCUGGCAACAGCCGAUGAGUUGGAUAUCUCGGACUCGACCUAUGCUCUCUUCAAACAGCGAUUGCGAUUGCCCGAAUCUAUCUUGGGAGAAUGUCUCCAAUCCUCAUCGAUACGCCCGGAGAUAGUGCAGGCGUUUCUAUGGGAGACUCUCCGUGCCGAUGUUUUUAGUCGAUUCCGAUGGGUACCCCAGUUGCCCGCUGAAGCGAUGAAUGCCAUGAGCAUCUUUUUAGCGCCUUUCCAGACACCCGAAUCAGAAAUUGUUCCCGAUGCAAAGCGCAAGUUUCACACGUGGAGGGCGACUACUACUAAUAUAAUGAUGGAAUGCCUGGCCCUGGACCAGGAACAGGUUAUGAGGGAUGCUAGCAAGCUUUGCCAAGAGCAAGCCAAGUUGACUGCCAAUGAUCUCAGUGAUCUUCUCCAGCCGCUACACCAAGGAGUCUUCGAGGAACUGCUUGUUGAGAUCUUCGACCAGACUUUGGUCUUGAGUGAGAUGAUUGAUACACAGCUGGCGUCUAUCACCUGGUCCGAUAGCAAGCGCAAACACAAGACAGAGGCCCAUUCCGAGAAAGGUCAUCCGCGUAACGACAAGGCCUUCCGGCUGAUCGUGGCGCCGGGGCUUAUGAGACGUGGAAAAUCGUCGGGAGACAGUUUUGAUGUCGAGGAAAUUGAGAUAUUACCCCCGUUGGUCAAAUUGGUUGCACAGAGAUAUUAA
Penicillium paradoxum is the source of this 1311-nucleotide messenger RNA. RefSeq lists its product as uncharacterized. The record is from RefSeq and is a predicted model, not a curated record. The transcript is spliced from 2 exons. The coding region runs from base 1 to 1311 and encodes 436 amino acids. Lineage: Eukaryota; Fungi; Ascomycota; Eurotiomycetes; Eurotiales; Aspergillaceae.